Messenger RNA from Trichoplusia ni (cabbage looper), 4593 nucleotides. RefSeq lists its product as uncharacterized. Gene Ontology annotation, molecular function: RNA polymerase II cis-regulatory region sequence-specific DNA binding; DNA-binding transcription factor activity, RNA polymerase II-specific. The transcript has 6 exons. The coding region runs from base 1138 to 3318 and encodes 726 amino acids. NCBI's taxonomy places the organism in Eukaryota, Metazoa, Arthropoda, Insecta, Lepidoptera, Noctuidae. Gene Ontology annotation, biological process: chromatin remodeling; regulation of transcription by RNA polymerase II. The record is from RefSeq and is a predicted model, not a curated record.
UAUAAGUAGUGGAUAAUUUUCAAUUAAGAACAAGUUGGUGGUGUAUUGACUUCUGUUUUAUUAACACGUUCCAUUUAUGUUUUCUGUUUUUAAAUUUAGUCGUUAAAAAUAGAGCUUUGAAACGUCAGAUCUUUUUCUUAGUUAGGUUAUAAAAACACGUCAAUGUUGCAAUCAUAAAUAGAACACCGUAUCGUUUACAUAAUCACUACGUCAGUUAAAAAUGACGUAUGAUGAUCUUUACAUUUACGUUAAAUAUUUAUUCAAAUAACCUUUACCAAAGCCCCCGUCGUUAAACAUUUAAAAUUAAGAAAAAUUAACUCGACGGAAGGUAAUAAUGCCAGUAUAACGGCCACGUACAAAAUUAUGUGAAGCCGUGACAAUUUUUUUCUUACAUCCCACGGAAGGCGGGAAGCCGCAGUGAUUUAUAUAAUGAAUAAAAAUGCUUCCUAGCACCGCAAGACCGCCAUUUUACAAGGAUACUGCAAUUAACCGCACUGAUAGCUUUUCAAAUUACCACAUUAUUAUAUUGAUGACUUUAUUUUUACAUAAUUUCAGUUUCUAAUUAUCUUAAAGAUUCCCCACUAUCUUUCAUACGUGCGGCUUCAAUAUUUGCAGUAGUACAACAGCGCUAGUCUCCUCUAAGAUAGUAAGAUAUCGCUUACGUAUCUCUCACUGACGUAUCUCCGUUCUCUCAAAUCCGCUGCGAACAUAAAACAAUAGCGCAAUUGAUGCGCUGUAACAAAUAACACGAGUAGGUCUCAAUAAUGUGUAAUCUAAUCGAGAUAGCGGCCGACACCCCUCGACACAACAAAUUGCCGUCACACCGAAGCAAUCUGUGAAUUACAAGUGUAAAUAAUCCAGAGGACGCCCAACCACCACCGUGGGCCGGGCUUGGCUAGGAAAAAAAAGAAACUCGUUAAAAUAGCGGCUUAAAAAAGAAAAGCGCUGAAACGGGAAGGCUCGGGUGGUAUCGGUUUUUCUCGACGCGGGCGGUUCGCUGGGCGGGGCCCGAGCGGCAGUCGCGCGCCGCCGGCCGGCCCGUUCGUACGUGUCGCAGCCUCUACGUCCGUCUGUCCCGCACCGUGCACAUGUUGUGUGAAUUUUCGGCAUGUUGAUGUCGUCGUGAAUUGUAACAAGAUGGACUUUCAGAGUGCAAUGGAGACGUUUGCUGAGGCGUGGGCUGCGGCCAACACCGUCAAGUCGGAGGCACCCACUGAUUUAGCGCAGAAUUUGUCGGCGGAGUUGAGGCGAAGUAAGACGCCUCCGCGGCGGUCGCCCGAGGAGCGAGCUGUGCCGCGCCCCCCCUCGGCACCAGUACAUCAUGAGAGGAUCCAGCACACCCCUCACACUCCGCACCUGUCCCCCAAGAAGGAGGCCUUCAACAAUCUCCUGAACAAAGGUAUUACUGGCAAAACCCUGCCGGUCCAUUGCGUGGUGGAGGCAGUGUCUUCGCUCGAAGAAGGUACAUGGCGACGACGUGCUGUUGUGGAGACCGACAGCUACGUCAUCAUCCCGGCAGCCACCGCCUUCCACGAGCUGGUGCCAGCUGCCAUGAUGAGACUUGGAUACCCUCAUGAGUUGGCAGCUUCGGCCAAAGGUUCGGUGGUCAUCAACAACUGGAAGCCGCUGCCAUUCGAGAGGAUCUCCGACGGGCCACUGGCCACUGUCGGCGAGGUACUGGGAGAGUUGACAACUGUGGCCACUCUGCGCAUCCAGCUGCUUCGGCCACGUCCCACUCCUCUUCAGGACAUCAAGGACAAGCUUCUUAGACUCCUGCUGGUCCAGAGCCGACCAUUGCUGAUGUCGACUGGAUGCCCUUUAGAUGAGGUAACACUGGCUCAGAUUUGCCGUGGCCAGGACCGCACACCCGGGCCGCACAACUUUCACGAGCCUUCUGAGGAAAUGCGGCGGAAAUUUGAAUCUUGGUGGAGCGCUCAAGUAUCUCCUCGACCACCACCCUUCAGUCCUCGUCGAUACCCGUCGCCGGGCCCCAAGAACCGAUCGCCAACCCUGAACACAAUCCCAGAUCACUUACAUCCCGCAUUGCAGACUGUUCAGAGUCAAUAUCCUACUCAGAAAACUAGGAUGCGCACAAGCUUUGAUCCUGAGCUAGAACUGCCGAAACUUCAGCGCUGGUUCUCUGAGAACCAACACCCAAGCAGACAACAAAUACAACAGUAUGUCCGGGAAUUAAACAAUUUGGAAUCGAGGCGCGGUCGUAAGCCCCUCGAUGUCAAUAACGUUGUUUACUGGUUUAAGAACGCGCGUGCUGCGCAGAAACGCGCUGAGCUUCGCAAUAUCGGCGGGUUAAGCUGCCACCUGGGUGUGAACGGAUUCAAUAGUCGAAGCCAUAGCCCAACAAAUGGAUCUUUGAUGGCGGGCAGCGACACUUAUGGCUCCCAAGACCACAACUCAAUGAAAAGCCCCAUCCUAUCUGGCAGUCCGGGCCGAUACCCCAUGUCAGUAAUGUCUGAAGAUAAUCUGUCUAACGGAGGUUCCGAUAUGGAAGAUGAAGGCGGAGAUUUAAAUCCAGAUGACAGGGCUGAAAGCCCAGAUGCUCCUCUGUCGUUGAUAACUACUAAGAAAAACAACGACAAUGACAAUGAUGAAAGACCCCAGGAGUCACCAAAACCACCCGACAUAAUAAAGGUACAUGACAUCAAACAAGAGCCAAGGGAUCUGAGCAAACCUGACAACGCUCACUCACCGCAGCGCUCUCCGGCUAAGAACAGCGAUAGCUCGCACAACAACAACAGCAAUAACAACAACAAUGAAGAUGAGAACGGCAUCGGUGAUGACCAUGAAGGAUCUGAUGAAGACGUCAUCCAGGAACGGCACUACAGGCCCUCGUCGCCACACCUCGACCGCCUGCCCUUCCCGAUGGUACCUAACCACCCCAUGUUCGGUCACGGCAUUAUGUACAUGAGCCAGUACAUGAGCGGCUUCCCUGGCGUGGGCGCGGUCCCCGGGGAAGGAGCCAGCGGCCUUAACCUGGCCCUAGCUGGAGCUUCCGAUGAACGACGCAAACGCAACCGGACUUUCAUCGACCCGGUGUCAGAAGUGCCCGUACUUGAGCAAUGGUUCUCCAUGAACACUCACCCCUCUCACAACUUGAUACUGAAAUACACGGAGGAGUUGAACAGGAUGCCGUACAGGCAGAAAUUUCCGCGGCUGGAGUCGAAGAACGUGCAAUUCUGGUUCAAGAACCGACGAGCUAAGUGCAAGAGACUGAAGAUGUCUCUGUACGAGCCGUCGUCGCCCGGGCACUACGCCCACCCCGGACACCCGCACGCCAUCGCCGAGAGGAAGCUGGUGUGAGCUAACCAUCCCGCAAAGUGGAGUGACAGAUGUUAGUGUUUGUGUCGUAGCAGCAUGAUAACACGAAAGACUGAUAUCGAAUCGUUUAAUGGUGUACAGUGCCAUGUUAGUAUUAUAAUGGCGGCAAACGCGUCAUCCUAACUUUAAACAGUUCGUAUUAUUCAGAGGACUUUAUUAAUAACUGUUUAGAUUACUAAUGAUCAUAGUUUUGCUUAAGGUAGACAUAUUUCAAUGCGAUAUCAUUAUAAGUUUAAAGUAGAAUCAAGUAUCAAGUUAUCUGACAAGCGAUCACAUCGUAUUGUUUAUUGUGUACAUAGUUGUAGGUACAAAAUUACUAUCAAAGGACAUGUCAGUUGUGAAGGAAUCUCAAUAUUUCUAGUAGAUAGCGUGUGUGUACAUAAGAAACUCAAAACUCGGUUUUAUUUAUUAAAUUUUACAGUAGUUGUAUAAAAACAGUUGUUAGAAUGUAAUUAAUGGAUACUCUCAUUAAAAGUUCCACUUAAAUUAUAGCGAGGUCGACGUAUAGAAUGGUAUUCAAUGUUAUUCUAAUUAUGUACAUUAUUUGUAUAAUUAGUAUUGAGUCAUAGUAAUCGAUAUAAUAUUGCACAUAGUAUAUGGGGAUCGAUAUUUCUGAUAUUGUAUCGAUGUCGGGGCGGUCGGCGACGCACACUUGUACUCCUUUGUUAUAGAUGUUAAAGCUUCCUCAACCCAAAGAUUGGUGUCGUGUAGUGGUCUGGCAUGGCUGCUGUCAAUCUCCCGUUUUACUGGGCAACGCGCUCUCGCUGGGCGGCUGUGCGUAUUGUUUUGCAAGUGAUUGUACUGUUCGUGGUACUAAUCAAAGCGGUGCUGAUGUCGGGGCUAUUGGGCGGUGUAUUUCUAUAGUUUAUGUACGGGGUAUUAUAAUUGUUUCAUAUUUCCUCAUUGUCCAGUAAAUCGGUUUCAACCAAACAGUUUGUGUUACAGUAUUUACGCAUUUAUCGAUUGAGGCUGUAUCGUCGCACUCUUGUUUUAUAGUUUUAGACACAUUAUAGAUGUAAUACAAUAGUUUGUUUUGUUAUUCCAAUGUUAUGCUUGUUUUCGUGAAGCUGUGAUGAAAUUUCCAAAUAUUGUAAAUAUUUUAUUAAUGUUAAAAAUAAGUUUUAUUAAAAACUACCUACGUCACUAGGCUCACACGAAUAAUUGAAGCAUUACUGCUUAGGUAACGAAAAUAUUGGCUAAAUGUUUAUUCGAUUCAAUUAUAUAAACGAAAUUUAAUUGAAUAUAAUAUGAAAUGAU